Messenger RNA from Arabidopsis lyrata subsp. lyrata, 1497 nucleotides. RefSeq names its product WD repeat-containing protein LWD2. The record is from RefSeq and is a predicted model, not a curated record. Gene Ontology annotation, molecular function: protein binding. NCBI's taxonomy places the organism in Eukaryota, Viridiplantae, Streptophyta, Magnoliopsida, Brassicales, Brassicaceae. The transcript has a single exon. Bases 53 to 1093 code for a protein of 346 amino acids. Gene Ontology annotation, cellular component: nucleus.
AGAAGAAGACGAAGCAGAGGAAUCUAGGGUUUAUGCUUUCAUUAAAGCAAAGAUGGUAACGAGCAGCGAUCAAAUCCAAAAUGGUUCCGAUGAGCAAUCAAAAAGAUCAGAGAUUUACACAUACGAAGCACCAUGGCAGAUCUACGCAAUGAACUGGAGCAUUCGUCGAGACAAGAAGUAUCGACUCGCAAUCACAAGCCUCAUCGAGCAAUAUCCGAAUCGAGUCGAAAUUGUUCAGCUUGACGAAUCAAAUGGUGAGAUUCAAUCAGAUCCAAAUCUUUGCUUCGAGCAUCCUUACCCACCAACGAAAACCAGUUUCAUUCCCGAUAAAGAAUGUCAAAGUCCCGAUCUUUUAGCUACUUCUAGUGAUUUUCUUCGUUUAUGGCGAAUCUCUGAUGAUGAAUCUCGUGUUGAGCUUAGGUCUUGUCUUAGUAGUGAUAAGAAUAAUGAGUUUAGUGGUCCAAUUACUUCAUUUGAUUGGAAUGAAGCUGAGCCUAGACGAAUUGGGACUUCUAGUAUUGAUACGACUUGUACUAUUUGGGAUAUAGAGCGUGAAGUUGUUGAUACUCAGCUUAUUGCUCAUGAUAAAGAGGUUUAUGACAUUGCUUGGGGUGGAGUUGGUGUUUUCGCCUCUGUUUCAGAAGAUGGUUCCGUUAGAGUGUUCGAUCUCCGUGAUAAGGAGCAUUCGACGAUUAUCUAUGAGAGUGGCGAGCCGAGUACUCCUUUGGUGCGGCUUAGUUGGAACAAGCAGGAUCCGAGGUAUAUGGCUACUGUUAUCAUGGGCAGUGCUAAAAUUGUGGUGUUGGAUAUUCGGUUUCCGGCUCUUCCUGUUGUGGAGCUUCAGCGACAUCAGGCUAGUGUCAAUGCUAUAGCUUGGGCUCCUCAUAGCUCUUCCCACAUCUGCACUGCUGGAGAUGAUUCUCAGGCGUUGAUUUGGGAUAUUUCUUCAAUGGGACAGCAUGUUGAAGGUGGUUUGGAUCCGAUUCUGGCUUACACAGCCGGCGCUGAGGUUGAGCAGCUGCAAUGGUCUUCUUCCCAGCCUGAUUGGGUUGCCAUUGCCUUCUCUAACAAGCUGCAGAUUCUCAGGGUCUGAUUAUGGUUUCCAGAUUUCUGUCAAAUGUAAAAGACUCUUCGCUGUUGUUGAUCCUUUGAUCUUUGACUUUAAGCCUCAAUCCUCAUUGAGUUUCUUCUCAUAGUAUGAUCUGUACAUGGACUAUGUACCUUCAAAAUUGUGAAUAACUAGCUUUAGCUUUGGGUUUGAUUACAUAACGGAGAACAUGAAAACAUCAGCAUUUAUGUUUCUAUGCCCUCGAGCUGUUGGAGUUGCAGGAUUCUGAAGGCGUGUAUGAAGGUAGUUUUUAACAGAGUAAUUUGUCUGUCUCAUCAUUGUAUGAAAUGUGUAGAUUUCUUUGUUAGUUGUUGUAAGCUUUGUCUCUGAUGUCCAUGCCAUAUUUGCAAAGAUACUUAAACACUUUACGGGUGUGUAGAACUGCGAAA